UUACUAAAAGCCCUGGCCAGAAACAUUAACAACUGCCUGGAAUACUGACAUGAGCUGGUUGGGUUAUAUUGUUCUGCUUCUUCUAUGGAGAUGCUACAUCUUCCAGAACGUCCCAGUACAGCAGGAACAAGUGCUUUACGAGCACCUGGUGAACCCCAUGAUUGAUUCAGUGAUGCCAUUAAGAUGUGGUCGUCCACCUGCUGUGGAUAAUGCAUUGCUCCUUGCCUCCCCAAGGCAAAGAUUCUCAUCCGGUUCAACUAUAAUGUAUCAGUGCUACAGACUGUAUGUAAUGGAAGGCACUCCACUUGCAACAUGUAUAAAUGGCCAAUGGACUGGCGUGCCCAGAUGUCUUAAAACCUGUAGAGCAAAUGAAUCUGACAUGGAGCGUAACAAUAUACAACUGAGGUCGAUAACUAAGUCAACAUCCAUGAGAGCAUCUGACUACUGGAUGGAGUUUGAGUGCAAACCGGGAUUUCGUAAGGAUCCAUUGUCGCCACCUUUUAGAAAACAAUGUGUAGUUGGACCGUGGGUAUAUCCAAGAUGUAUCUAAAGCAAUGUUAAUCUGGACCCUGCUAGGCCUAAAAGCCAGCAACUUCAGUAAAGAGUAGAACAACCAUGAUGGACUAAAAUAGAUGACAUUCAGCCGUAUGUCACUUUGCGCUUAGAACUUUUUGAUGACUCUCACUGACAGUCCUUGUGAGACCUCAGCAUCUGGGCAUCAAUAUGAUAAGAUGAUGAAGGAACAUGAAGAAGAAAACAACAAUGGUGUCUCAGCGUAUGUGGAACACAUUGCUGAAAAUGGAAAGUGGAAUGUGUCCAAGUGACCUGAGUAAAGAAGUGCUGGAAAAGCAAGUAUCCCAGUUGUGCUUUCCUCCCAAACAGAUAACCCACAGUAUAUGUCUUAAUGUGGGUUAAUCUAUGUAUUUAAUGAAAUUGACAUAAAACAUGGGAAAUUCCAUUCACCUGGUGCAGUUCCUAAUCAAUAUAAAUGGUAUUCAGAUAAUCAUUUGCUUUCCCUUUGCUUGCUGUCUUUAAACCUUGGCUACAUGUGCUCUUACCCAGUGAAGAGUACAUGAUGGUGGCCCACAGCUUUGACUGGGCAACUGACUUUUAUUCCAAAAUGCUAUGUAUGCUAAGAAAUGUAGAAAUUAGGAUAUGCUAUGGAACUUAGAAAUUCUGUUUCACAACUACAUGAGCUGGAAGAAGUUAGGAGGCCAAAUCUUCAUUUAGGAUAGGAAAUGACAAACUCUGCUUACCUUGUCAACACAAUUAUAGCUACAACUGUAUUAUUUUCUAAAAGUGCUAUAUUACAUUGCUUUAAGUUGCUUAAUUUUCUUCAGAUUUCAUAAUAUGAAGAUACCAAUAUGCCUCAAAUAAAGCAUUGUAUACCAAUAAAUCGAUUGAUUUGUUUCAAUUACAA
Molecule: messenger RNA, 1420 nt
Organism: Rhineura floridana
Lineage: Eukaryota; Metazoa; Chordata; Lepidosauria; Squamata; Rhineuridae
Product: complement factor H-related protein 1-like
Exons: 5
Coding region: 50-550 (166 amino acids)
Source: RefSeq, a predicted model, not a curated record